AUGGAUGAUUUUUCGCUGCAGGCCCAGCAAAGUUUGACGACAGACAACAAUGAUACUGCUUCAGCCUCGGAAUCAGCGACACACUUGAUGAGCUUCUCAAACGUCUUUUCGCCCAACUUCCAUGAAGAAUCGAUCGUUAGCACGGACGAAAUUUACCCCAACAAGAUCAACUUUCACGAAAUGAAUAGAGAUCAUCGUAACAGUCUUUCGAAUGUGUCGCUGCAGCUGGAUAAUCUCAGCGACUUAGACGACGUGAUUGACCUUGAAGAUUUCAUCUCGUCCGACAUCGAACGCCCCUCACCUCCGAUUGUAGCGCGGACAUCUAUUAGCGGUAGCUUCGUGUCGGGUCGUGCAAGGUACCCACGGCGAUCGCUUGUAAGCGUGAACAAUACCUCAUUUGGACAAGCUUUAAAAUCGGGCCAGCCACUUUCGACUUGCAAGAAUAUUGCCAAGUCUACGCCAAAGACUACUCGACCUCCUACAAGCCAGGUGGGCAAGAGAAAAGCUAGACCACGGAAGAGUAGACUUGAGGAGCUUGCGAUCGCUCAAAUGGAAUGGGAAUCGGUGGAGACAGUUGGCGUUCCACCAGAUCGGCGAUACGACUGCGGCCUGGCAAUAUACAACAGCUUCUUGAUUGUCGUUGGUGGCAUCGUCGGCAACCUCCGGCUGAACGACUUACACAUUUUAGAUCUCGCAGCGCAGCCGGCGCCAUGCUGGAGUAAACCGAUGAUAAGCGGUACAGCUCCACAGUCAGGUAACCUUCUUCAGAUAUUUAUUGUCGACGACAAUUUGUAUGCGAUCGGCGGAACCAUUGACGGCAAAUUUCUAAGUGAAUUGCACCGUGUACACCUCAAGUCUAAUGAAUGGAAGUGGGAAAAGCUAGAAAUUGCCGGAACUCCGCCAUCAAUGCGCUACUGGUAUUCGCUCACAGUCUUGCGUGGCAUCGCAAUUUUGUACGGCGGAUAUAGACCCCCUCACCGAUUGAGCGACACUUUCGCGCUUCGAAUCGAUACUGAAAUACCGACAUGGACAGAGCUCCAACCUCGCGGUGAUAAUCCUGGACCGUCCUCAACACAUUCUGUGUGUGUCGUCAAUGAACGUAUGUACAUAUUUGGAGGAUAUGAUGGCAAAUAUCGUCGCUCCCAGCACUUCGCAUUGGAGAUUGAAACCGUUAAAAGUGAUCACAUUGACUGCGUGUGGCGCAAGGUUGAGAUACGUGGGCCUGGGCCUGCAUCACGCUACACGCAUUCGGGGGCUAGCAUCGGCUCCCAGAUAAUUGUGUACGGAGGCAAUACUGGGAGUAUAAAAGGCGAUGCGUAUGUACUGGGGCUUGAAAGCGACGAAGAUGCUCUGACCUGGAAGCUUGUCAAGUGUGAUCCUCCAUUAAUUCCUCGUGCUUGGCACAGAGCAGUUGUCUAUAAUGAUGCGAUGUACAUUUUCGGAGGGCAUACAACACAGGGCAAUGACAACAGCGUCAUUCGUGUGGCUUUUCACGCGACAGUGCCGUAA
This is a messenger RNA of Plasmopara halstedii, 1509 nucleotides long. Its product is annotated as Kelch repeat-containing proteins. Gene Ontology annotation, molecular function: protein binding. The transcript has 6 exons. The coding region runs from base 1 to 1509 and encodes 502 amino acids. The record is from RefSeq and is a predicted model, not a curated record. NCBI's taxonomy places the organism in Eukaryota, Oomycota, Peronosporomycetes, Peronosporales, Peronosporaceae.